AUGUCGAAGGUCCUUAAGCAAUUCGAGGAAGCUAUUUUUAAGGGAGGGCUUUAUAAAAAGCUAUUUCAGAAACAAACACCCGGAAAACGCAUUGCACCUGUGCAGGCGAGGGACAAUGACUCCAAAUACCAAUUGCGUCUGGACGCGGGCGAGUCCUUGGACGGGAUCAAGAACGUGUACUUGCAAGUCAAUUCCCAGGCGAAAAACGAUUCUCUAGCCAAGUUUAGACAAAAAAAAGGGACAGAUGCCAACUUGGCUUCGAGUACGAUUGAUGAGAACACUCCAGCUGAGUCUCAAGAGGAAGUUGCAAGAAAAUUCUGGGAGGAAAUGGCGAAGCAAGCGAAAGAGAACCUCAACUGA
Aspergillus tanneri is the source of this 360-nucleotide messenger RNA. RefSeq lists its product as uncharacterized. Bases 1 to 360 code for a protein of 119 amino acids. The record is from RefSeq and is a predicted model, not a curated record. NCBI's taxonomy places the organism in Eukaryota, Fungi, Ascomycota, Eurotiomycetes, Eurotiales, Aspergillaceae. The transcript has a single exon.